AUGAUUCGACAUUUCUUAUUAAAUAAUACAUCUUUCUGUUCGAAAUAUUCAUCUUAUUUAUUAUCAUUUUAUAAAAAACAAAUCAUUUCCUUAGCAUAUUAUCAUAGUGAUUCAAUUGAAGGAAAUCUAUUUGAUGAAACAGUUGAACAAGAACAACGACUUUCAUCUCAAGAGGCAACAAAAAUUUUACAAACACAUGAAGCUAGUAUUGAUCUUGAAGUCAAUUGUCCAGUGAAAUAUUAUGAGGUUAAUUAUCUCGGUGCUAAUAAUCCUCCGGAUGCAGGCAUAUAUCAUUCGAUAAGAAUGAUUGUGACUGAGCUACGUUUAUUAAUUUUUGUCUUUAUUAUUUUCCUACUAACAAUACCAACAAGUAUUGUUGACGCUGCUGCUGGUCGAUGUUAUUUAUGUUCAGAAAAGACACUUGCUGCAUGUGCUGGUACUGUUCAAUCAGAUUCACCUAUUUAUACAUCUGUUCUUCAAUUUUAUACCGAACCAUGUAAUGGUCAAUGUGUUUUAUUUCGAAAUGAAAAUAAAUCAACAAUACGUGGAUGUUCAUGGACAUAUGGUCAUAUGACACCAAAAUCAACUGGAUGGUAUGAAUUGACUCCGGGUAUACAAGCGUAUUUUUGUGAUAGUUUUCUAUGUAAUAAUGGUACUUAUGAACAACCAGAAACAUCAAUGAUAAGAAAAGGAAUAAUAAAGAAUGAAUUCAAACGACCUCCUAAACAAACACUUACUCCUCAACAAUUAUUCAUCCUAGCAGGAAAUACUCCUAUAAUGAUGCAUACUGAUCAACCUUUAAUUCCUAUCAGUACUGUACCACGUCAAUUACGUCAAUGCUAUUCGUGCACAGCUCGUUCAACUGGUUGUGGUGAAUAUCUGGAUCCACAUCAUGUAUCAAAGUAUAUUCGUCCAUGUGCAUCAAGUUGUGUAGUCUUUCGAAAUCCAAAUGAUCAUAAUUUAAUUACACGAGAUUGUUCAACAACAUGGCCACAAAUACAUGCUAAAAGUGGUCUUCAUAAAUUACUUGGUUCAGAUGCAUUUUUCUAUGUAACGGCAUUAGUUUUGAUUUUAUCAUGGGUUUGUACUAAUUCUUGUUUAUUUUUUCUAAGAAUACUUUCAAUAUCCAUCAUUAUAUCAUAUUUAGGUAUUUUUCAUAAUCAAUUACCAGCUGUUAUUAAAUUUCCUCCAAUUUAUGCAAUCAAAAAUUCUUCAAUAAUAACUAUAAGUACUACAACAACAGUAACUACUACUACCACUGCUACUCUUCCAAUUAGUACAACUGUUGAUAUUGAUGAUAAUAAUAACGUCAUAUGGGAAGAUCCUGAUUCAGAUUUUUCUGUUUUUGAAACUACAACAACGACAAUACCAAUGACUAGUACUUCGUCGUCAUUUUUAACAGAAUUUCGAGAAGUUACAGAUGUUGCAUUUGAAUCAUCAAGUAUUUCAAUUCCAUCUAUUGAACAUUUUGAUUUUAUUGAAGAAUUUGGUGGUGGUAGUAGUACCAUAGCUGGUGGUUUAGCAGUUGCUCAACAAGAUUCGCAACUUAAUUGGUGGGAUUUAAAUGAUGCUUCAUAUCCACCAGUUAUUGAAUCUAAUAAUUUUCCUUCAACAACAACAACAAUAAGAACGAGUACUUCUACAUUAAUUUCAUCAACAAAUGAUUUAACACAUGUAGACCAAGAUGAAUGGUCAGUAUUUGAUACAACUACAAUACCACCAAUCACACGUGUUGAACAUUUAUCAGAACCAAACUCUGAAUUAGAUUUUGAUAUGAAUGAUUAUUUUCUUAAUCCUACAUUAUCAACAACACCAAAUAUGAAUUUUAUAAACAAUAAUAAUAAUAAUAAUAAUAAUGAUACUUCAUCAUUUGUUCCAUAUUAUUUUACUGAUUAUAAACCAAGAGAACAAUUAUUCGAUUUAAUAAAACCAAUGCCAACAUUAGCUAUGCCACCAUUUUCUUGGAUGUUACAGUUAGCAAAUCAAAAUGAAGGUCAAUUACAAAAUCAAAAAACAUUAAUUAAUAAAAUUUUAUCAACAACUUCAUCAACAAUUGCGACCAUGAAAAAUAACAAAAACAAGAGAAUCGAAUCAAAAACCUUGAUAAAUAAUAAUAAAGCAUACGACUAUUUAUAUGAGUAUUGUAAUAAAAAACAGUGUCAAAAUGGAGGACAUUUAAAUUCUAAUUGUUUAUGUAUCUGUUUACCUGCAUUUAGUGGAAAUAAUUGUGAAAUAGUACAUUGCAAUAAAGAACCAGCACAUAUUUGUGAUUAUGUUCUUAAUCAUGAAUGUAAAAGUGAUUAUGUUCGUUACUUAUGUCCUAAAUUUUGUCAGAUGAAUAUUUGUUCUUCGAAUAAAUCAUCGUAA
Rotaria sp. Silwood2 is the source of this 2367-nucleotide messenger RNA. The record is from the annotation of a GenBank genome assembly. Lineage: Eukaryota; Metazoa; Rotifera; Eurotatoria; Philodinida; Philodinidae.